Syngnathoides biaculeatus (alligator pipefish) is the source of this 993-nucleotide messenger RNA. Its product is annotated as AP-3 complex subunit mu-1. Lineage: Eukaryota; Metazoa; Chordata; Actinopteri; Syngnathiformes; Syngnathidae. The transcript is spliced from 7 exons. The record is from RefSeq and is a predicted model, not a curated record. Gene Ontology annotation, biological process: intracellular protein transport; endocytosis. Bases 1 to 993 code for a protein of 330 amino acids. Gene Ontology annotation, cellular component: cytoplasmic vesicle; clathrin adaptor complex.
AUGCAACAGGACUACUUUGGCGAAUGCUCUGAAAGUGUCAUCAAAGACAACCUGGUGACGGUGUACGAGAUCCUCGAAGAAAUGCUCGACAACGGAUUUCCACUGGCAACUGAGUCCAACGUACUCAAGGAGAUGAUCAAGCCUCCGACCAUCCUUCGGUCGGUCGUCAAUACACUCACGGGGGGAAGCAACGUUGGGGACACGCUCCCCACAGGUCAACUGUCCAAUAUCCCCUGGAGGCGAGCUGGUGUUAAAUACACCAACAAUGAAGCGUACUUUGAUGUUAUUGAGGAAAUAGAUGCCAUUUUGGACAAAUCAGGUUCCACGGUGUUUGCCGAGAUUCAGGGUGUGAUUGAAGCCUGCGUCCGACUUACAGGGAUGCCUGACCUCACUCUCUCCUUUAUGAAUCCCCGUCUCUUGGACGAUGUCAGCUUUCACCCGUGUGUGCGGUUCAAGCGCUGGGAAUCGGAGCGCGUACUCUCCUUCAUCCCGCCUGAUGGCAACUUCACCCUCAUGACUUAUCAUGUCAGCUCACAAAAUCUGGUGGCCAUCCCGGUGUACGUGAAGCAGAACAUCAGCUUCAUGGAGACGGGUUCGUGCGGACGGUUGGACAUCACGAUCGGACCCAAGCAGACAAUGGGGAAAACGGUGGAGGGUUUGGUGGUCACCAUCCACAUGCCUAAAGCCGUGCUCAGUGCCAACCUAACUCCCACACAGGGGAACUACACGUAUGACCUCGCCACCAAGGUGUUGGUUUGGGAUGUCGGGAAGCUGAACCCCCAGAAGCUUCCGAACCUCCGAGGCAGCCUAAGUGUGCAGUCUGGCGCACCGAAACCCGAGGAGAACCCCUCGCUCAACAUCGACAUGAAGAUCCAGCAGCUGGCCAUAUCAGGCCUAAAGGUAAACCGCCUGGACAUGUAUGGAGAGAAGUACAAACCCUUUAAAGGAGUCAAAUACCUCACCAAAGCUGGGAAGUUUCAAGUGCGGACCUAA